CUCUCAUAUCAGUCAGCUACGUACGUGCAUAUAUAAAGCAAAAAAUCGCGAGCAUUGGCAGCAGAUCACGUAGUGAUCGAGAGUGGGUUUCGGGGAGAGACCUUCGUUCAUACUCGAUGGAACCUUGUUCUGUAAAUUGAGUUAAAGUGCAAACUUGUUCGGAUCUCUACGUCCAACUUGUAUUUUACCAAGGUCUUGUGUACGGUGAAUGUGUCACUUACUGACGGAAUAGACAGGUUUUUAUUUUUUAACAAAUACACUGAGGAUAUUGUGAUACGUGCACAACGACUUGGUUAUCAUAUUCAGACGUUCAAGGUAAAUCAAUGAAGCGAAGGUCAAAGUAUAAUGAUACAAUGGCGAGUCAUGAAGAUAAUACUUAUAAUAAUUUACCUAAUGUUUACCUUUGUACACUUGGAAAUAAAUAAUAACAAUGACAAUAAUAAUGAAUUAUCAAAUAAGUUUAAGCGAAAUAAACCGGCUUAUUCAUCGAUCGGUUCAAAUGCAUUAGCAAGAUCCGCUUUGGUGGAACGUCAAGAGAAGCUACAAUAUAACUGUGAAGAUAUAAUCGCAGCUAAAAAAAUUAACGAACGUGUCUUGAUACCAAAUGAUUUUAGAAAUAUACUUGUAAAUGAUGAGCUGGAAUUGCUUUAUUGCUAUGUACCGAAGGUUGCCUGUACUAAUUGGAAACGUGUUUUGAUGAUUGCAACUGGGAAAUGGUCUGGAAAUAAUCCUCUUGAAAUACCAGGAAAUCUUACUCAUGCUGCUGGUACCUUCAAACGAUUGAGUAAUUUUACGAUGCUGGAAAUUGAACGUAAAUUAUCAAAUUAUGAUACACUUAUUGUUGUAAGACAUCCGCUUGAAAGAUUACUUUCGGCGUACAGAAAUAAAUUUGAAGCUAAAGAUGAAAUAGGUUCCAAGUAUUUUCAAAAUCGUUUUGGCCGAAAGAUUAUAAAAAAUUACAGACGGAAUCCAACUAAAGAAUCUCUGACAAAAGGCGAUGACGUUACAUUCAGUGAAUUUGUUGAUUUUAUAACUAAUAAAAACAUAAAUGGUACAAGUAACGAACAUUGGAAGCCGAUUUAUGAACUAUGUUUGCCUUGUGAUGUUAAUUAUAAUCUUAUUAGCAAGUAUGAGACACUUGCUGAAGAUGCGAUGGAAAUAUUGGAAAGAAUUGGCGCUGGAUCGUUAACAUUUCCAAUGAGAGCAUCGAGCAAUGAGCCAACGGCAGGAAAAUUGGAGCAUUAUUAUUCAAUGCUCACUUAUAAACAAAUUAAAAAAUUAGCGAAAAUGUACAAAAUGGAUUUAAAGUUGUUUGAGUAUUCUUUGGAACAAGUUCUUGGAUUUUCUUUAGCGUGAUUUGUAUUAUGGUGUUCUUAUAGAUUUAUGUAAAUAUAUUUAAAUGCAUUUAUUAAGGAUAUACAUUUUAAAUCUGUGAUUAUCAAGAUGGUGCACAAAUUUUUAGUUUAAUAACUAUUUGAACUAUUAUUUAUCAUGCAAAUUUUUUAAGUGAAUAAAACGAUUUAUUGCCAUUUUUAUGCCAUA
This is a messenger RNA of Microplitis demolitor, 1542 nucleotides long. RefSeq names its product carbohydrate sulfotransferase 11. The transcript has 6 exons. Gene Ontology annotation, molecular function: sulfotransferase activity. The record is from RefSeq and is a predicted model, not a curated record. Lineage: Eukaryota; Metazoa; Arthropoda; Insecta; Hymenoptera; Braconidae. The coding region runs from base 346 to 1356 and encodes 336 amino acids. Gene Ontology annotation, biological process: carbohydrate biosynthetic process. Gene Ontology annotation, cellular component: membrane.